CAAUAUUAUCAUCAAUUUCAACUUAUUUUACUCAUUUUCUUCUUGUUGUUCAUCUCUUUAUCACAUUCUUCAACUAUGUCCAUUCAUGAUCUUCUAAAAUCCAAAGGCUUACCAUAUGGUCUUCUUCCAAAAGAAGUAAAAUCUUAUAAUUACUCAUCAACUAAUGGGCUUCUUGAAGUUUAUUUAUAUGGGCCUUGUUUGACUAAGUUUGAUACAAUAGCCUUUUAUGAGAGUUAUUUGAAAGCUAAUCUUACUUAUGGUAGCCUUAAUGGUGUUCAAGGACUUUUACAAGAAGAAUUAUUUGUGUGGCUACCUGUUAAAGGAAUUAUUGUUGAUGAUCUUAAUUCUGGGAUUAUACUUUUUGAUAUUGGAUUAGCUCAUAAACAACUUUCACUUUCACUUUUUGAAGAUCCACCACAUUGUAAUCCAAAUGGAAUUCUGAAAAAGAAAACUGAAACAGGACAGAGAUUUGAAGCACAAAGAUAGAAAAUGUUGUCUUGUGACUUAGAUAUUUACUUACAAUAAUAGUAGUUGUGUUUCUCGUCCGUUAUUUG
This is a messenger RNA of Solanum verrucosum, 554 nucleotides long. RefSeq lists its product as uncharacterized. The record is from RefSeq and is a predicted model, not a curated record. Bases 76 to 486 code for a protein of 136 amino acids. Lineage: Eukaryota; Viridiplantae; Streptophyta; Magnoliopsida; Solanales; Solanaceae. The transcript has 2 exons.